AUUUCACUUAACAGUUUAUAGAUACUCGUUACAAUGAUGAAGACAAUUGGAGGUAAACCAGGGCGCAAGGAGUUCUGGGUUCCGGUUGUUAACAAGUUUCGUGCCAAGCUUGCUGUCUGGAAAUCCGCUAUGUUGUCCGUUGGAGGCCGCAUUACUCUGCUCAACUCGGUACUUUCUUCUCUACCUACUUUUUAUAUGUCUCUUUUUUUGAUGCCAAGUUGUGUGGUUUCUGAACUAAUUAGCAUCCAGAGGGGUUUUUUGUGGGGUGGGGCAGAAAUGAAGAGGAAGAUACCAUGGGUUAAUUGGGAGUUAGUUUGUUGUAGUAAGAUGAAGGGUGGUUUAGGAGUGCCAGAUCUACGUAGGAGAAAUUGGGCUUUACUUGGGAAAUGGUGGGCUAGAUUGGGUGAUGGAGUGGAGAAUUUUUGGAAACAGGUGGUUAGGGAGAAAUAUUAUGGAGGUAGGAGGGAGGUAGAUAUUACUGGAGUAGAAAGUGGACGAGUGUCUAAGAUUUGGAGUGAUGUUGUUAAAAUAGGAGGGUUGUCUGCGGGUUUAAGGAAUUUGUUGGUAAAGGGUUUUAGAUGGGAGGUAGGGGAUGGUAAACGAGUAGGGUUUUGGAGAGAGAUCUGGGUUGGGGAUAAAUCGUUGAGGGAUUUAUUUCCCCGAUUAUAUGAGCUGGCUGUUAAGAAGGAGGGUCUAGCUAGUGAGAUGGGCGACUGGGAGGAAGAUAGGUGGCGGUGGAACAUGGAGUGGAGACGGGAAAGGAAGGGUAGAGUGAGGGAUGAAGAAGAUGGCUUAUGGGAGUUGUUAGGGGGUGUCCAGUUGAAGAAAGGCAAGGAAGACCACUGGUGGUGGAUACAUGGACUAGAUGGACAGUAUGUGGUGAAAACAGCUUACGAGGCUUUGGCGCCUGUAAAGUGCACUCUCGCAGACCAGUUUUGUAAGAUGAUCUGGUGUAGACUAGUCCCUUCCAAAGUUGGUUUUUUUGGUUGGAGAUUAUGUCUUGAUAGACUCCCAACAAAGGUGAAUUUACAAAAAAGAGGGGUGGUUUUGCAGGAGGAGAGUUUAAUGUGUGGCUUGUGUGAUGGGGUGGUAGAGGAGGCUAACCAUCUUUUUUGUACAUGUAAGGAGGCUUGGUCGGUUUGGGGGAAUGUGCUACAUUGGUGGGGUAUGGAGGCUGUGUUUCCAAAUACUGUGGAUGGCGUCGCUGAGUUUUUUCUGCACGGUCUGGGUAGGAUAGUAGGGAAGGAAAUUGGUGCAUGUGUUUUUCUUGCUGUUACUUGGAAUUACCGCUAUCCAAUCUGUGAGCCUCGACAUGACAAGCCACCAGGCAGCACAGAGAGGAGAAAAUCAACCCAAUACUUAUUCUUACAACCCUAGCACACUUCUGUUGGUUUUCCUCUUUGCAAAACUUUUUUAUUAGAAGACCACAACACUGUGAGGAUGCGAAGGCUAUGCAUUUUGCACCCACAUAGAAAGAGCUUUCCAGAAGCCUGAAGCUUUGUUUAGAAUUGUUGUCUUCAUAAUCAACUUGCGUAAUGAACAAAGUAUCGCUUG
This is a messenger RNA of Rubroshorea leprosula, 1554 nucleotides long. The record is from the annotation of a GenBank genome assembly. NCBI's taxonomy places the organism in Eukaryota, Viridiplantae, Streptophyta, Magnoliopsida, Malvales, Dipterocarpaceae.